Messenger RNA from Fusarium musae, 1029 nucleotides. RefSeq lists its product as uncharacterized. The record is from RefSeq and is a predicted model, not a curated record. The transcript is spliced from 2 exons. NCBI's taxonomy places the organism in Eukaryota, Fungi, Ascomycota, Sordariomycetes, Hypocreales, Nectriaceae. The coding region runs from base 1 to 1029 and encodes 342 amino acids.
AUGCAUUCAAAGAAGCUUUUGUCCUUGGCCUUAAGCCUUUUCGUGGCGGAGUCGGUCGUUGCUGGCCCGUGCAAACCGAAAACAACAACCUCUGCCACUUCUGUGGCAUCAACUACGCUCGCUACAUCCACGGCCACGACCCUCCCUGUGUCCUCCACGACGGACACUAUCGUGGCAACUAUCGUCACCAGCGACACCGAGACUGAGGCUCCUACUACGCUUCUGACCACCACUACCGGUGUGUCUGUAGCUGACACUACCACCACUGAAGAGGGAACGACCACGGCUGACGAGACUACCACGACCGUUGGUGAGACAACAGCUACCACUGAGACUGGAACUACGACCGCGGACACAACGACCACAGAGGCUCAGACAGCGACCAUCACAGAGGCCGAGACUACUACUGCAGAGGCCACAACUACAACCGCCGCAGAGCCCGUCUGUGCCCAAACUCUAGUCCUAGCUAAUCCCACUCCGAUCAUUACCGACCCACUGGUCGACUCGGAUGAUGGAAACCAAGGCUUCACAGCACCUUUCCCAAUCGGGGUAUUUGGAGCUUCUUCGACAUAUGUUUUUGUGUCUCCGAACGGCCUUUUGUCCUUAGAUACAGGCUCUUCGACUUACAACAACAACCCACUACCUCGUACAAAUAUCCCGGCUGUUAGCAUCCUCCCCUACUGGGACGAUCAGUACUUCCGCAGAGAUACCUGCAACACGGGAAUUUUCUAUGACGUCUACGAGACUGGCCGAGGCCAGACGCUCACUGUAGAAUGGCAAGUUGGUAGCAAUGCCGACACUGGAUUCAAUGAGCACUAUACGGCCAGUUUCUUUGAAGAUUACCCCGGCUUGGUCAGAUUUGAGUACUAUACGACAACCACGCAUGGCGGAAGCGCAACUAUUGGCGUUCAGAAUGGGCAGGAGUUCUCUCAAUACUCUUACAACGAACUAUACGCGGUUCCUGAUCGGUUCUACGUCGAGAUUGACACAAGCAGUGGAGUUGGCGUCAUCGACAGCGGUCCACUGUAA